Molecule: messenger RNA, 1854 nt
Organism: Kockovaella imperatae
Lineage: Eukaryota; Fungi; Basidiomycota; Tremellomycetes; Tremellales; Cuniculitremaceae
Product: glycoside hydrolase superfamily
Exons: 2
Coding region: 1-1854 (617 amino acids)
Biological process (GO): carbohydrate metabolic process
Molecular function (GO): hydrolase activity, hydrolyzing O-glycosyl compounds
Source: RefSeq, a predicted model, not a curated record
AUGCUCCUGGCUCUGCUUAUUUUGGCACCUCUCUUGUCUACCUCAUAUGAGGUAAAGACACCGCCUCUGGACACGCCUUGGACAUAUACCGCCGGAACCGAUCCUUGGCCAGAGUAUCCUCGACCCCAGCAAGUGCGGGAUCGAUGGCAGUCACUCAAUGGUAUCUGGUCUUGGCGCAAUGGAGCCGCUGACGAGCUCAAUGGGCCGGUCCCGACUGGCAACCUAGGAACCGAUGUCCUAGUGCCGUCUUGCCUUGAGAGUGGACUAUCUGGAGUUAUGGCGAACAACACUGGCAAUGGGACCAUCCUACACAGUUGGUAUCAAACGACCUUCAAUGUGACAGAGGACUGGCAAGGAGAAAAUAUUCUCAUCAACUUUGGAGCCGUCGACUACCAAGCUACUGUUUUCGUGAACGGACAACAGGUCGUUCAGCACACCGGAGGUUAUUUGCGGUUCUGGGCUGACAUCACUUCGGCUGUAAAGGUCGGACAGAGCAAUGAGCUGGUGGUCUUUGUCUUUGACCCGACUGAUAGUGAACCAUACGUUGUACCAAUUGGAAAGCAAACUUUGAACCCCAGCCACAUCUUCUAUACGCCUUGUACUGGUAUAUGGCAGCAGGUCUUCAUCGAGCCUGUCCCUGCAGAUCACAUCGAAUGGAUCGAUCUCGAUGGAGAUAUGAACGGACAGGUCAACAUUACUGUGCACUCGGCAAACAACUCGUCUUCGAGUGUGACCGUGAAAGUAUGGGCCGAUGACGGUCAAGUGGCAGCCACAGGGACCGGUUCGUCGGACUCGCCGAUCGUAUUUGAGGUCGCCAAUCCCAAGCUCUGGAGUCCGGAGAGUCCCACCCUGUAUAAUAUCACCGUUACACUCGGUAAUGACACCGUAGCGACCUAUACGGGUUUCCGUACGGUAGGUAAGGGCAUGGUGAAUGGCAUGAUGCGGCCACUACUCAAUGGUGAAUUCCUCUUCACCUUCGGUCCCUUGGACCAAGGAUUCUGGCCCGAUGGAAUAUAUACACCGCCCAAUUAUGAAGCGAUGGUCUUCGAUCUCAAGACUCUAAAGAGCCUUGGUAUGAACAUGAUCCGGAAACAUAUCAAGGUCGAAAUGGAUCUGUUUUAUCAUGCUUGCGAUACCAUGGGAUUCUGGGUUAUUCAAGACCAGCCCGCUCUCAAUAUCCAGAACGGUGCAGAACCCAAUUCAACUCAACAAGACGUGUUCAACUCCCAACUCUUUGAGCUGGUCGAAAAGCACAGAUCGUUCCCGUCUAUAUGUACCUGGGUCAUCUAUAACGAGGGAUGGGGCCAAGUUGGCGCGCCAGAGCUCUACCUGGCGCCAAUGGUCCGAUCACUGGACCCGACACGCCUGAUCGAUGCUACUACGGGAUGGAACUGGCACGGUGCCGGCGACUAUGUCGAUAAUCACCAUUAUUCAGAGCCUCAAUGUGGUACACCAUUCUACUCGAUCGCCUCGAGUCCAUAUGACCCCAACUAUAUCGGCUUCCAGGGGGAAUUUGGCGGAAUUGGGAACAAUGUCAGUAUCGAUCAUCUGUGGAACGUCCAGCAAGCCAUCAACGGGAUCAAUCAGACAUACGAGCUGGAUGCCACUGUUGAAAUAUGGAACUACAGGGCACAUCUCAUCCUCGAUGAGCUUCGUCAGCAGACUGAAAUGUUUGCUUGCUCAGGUGCAGUGUGGACUCAAACCACCGACGUGGAAGGGGAGGUCAAUGGCUUCUUGACCUAUGAUCGGCGUAUUCUUCGGCCCAACAUCACGCAAUGGCAGAGUGACAUCUACGCAUUGUAUCAGGCUGCAGCGGAUAGGGGCGGCCGUAUAAUAAUAUCAACUUGUUUGUGA